AUGUCUAUCGAAACAACUGGUCUCUCACCAGAGCAGCUAGAAACCUUCAACCACGAUGGCUACCUCAUCCUCCCUGGUGCUCUCUCUGGCCCCACCGUCAAGUCUCUUCUAGACGAAACUCACCAUCUUCUUGAAUCUUUCUCCCUGGAGGAUCACCCUCUGACACGCUUCUCGACCGGUGAGAAACGUGAUCAUGUUGGUGACGACUACUUCCUCACCUCAGGCGACAAGGUUCGCUUCUUCUUCGAGGAGGACGCUUUUGACGAUGAAGGAAACCUUAUAAAGCCCAAAGCUCUUGCUGUCAACAAGAUCGGCCAUUAUCUUCACGCCUUGUCACCCCCCUUUGCGCGUCUGCUGGAACAUGAUGCCAGUAAGGUUAGCCCACCAGCGGUAGCCCGCAGUCUUGGCUUCAAAGAUCCACGAUGCCUCCAAAGCAUGGUCAUCUGCAAACAGCCAGAAAUAGGCGGGGCAGUUCCUCCUCACCAAGAUAGUACUUUCUUGUAUACGAAGCCGCCAUCGGCGGUGGGCUUCUGGUACGCUCUUGAAGAUGCUACUCUUAAGAACGGAUGUCUGAGUUUCCUACCUGGAUCGCACCGAUGGGCGCCAGUGGAAAAGAGACUUGUGCGUAAGGCGGAUAAUGCCGGUACGGAGAUGGUGGAUAAUGAUGGACCCCAGUUUCCAGCGACCGAUGGUUAUGGAGAGUAUGCGCCAGAAGGGCAGCAUGAGUAUAUCCCUGGCGAAGUCAAAGCUGGCGAUUUAGUUCUCAUCCACGGAAACCUAUUGCAUAAGAGUGAGAAGAACACAAGUUCGAAAGGAAGGAUUAUUUACACAUUCCAUAUCAUCGAAGGACAGGAGAAGGACUACGACGAGAAGAACUGGCUGCAGCCUCCCAAAGAAGGAUUCACCAGAUUGUACGCCUAA
Molecule: messenger RNA, 921 nt
Organism: Fusarium sp. VM40
Lineage: Eukaryota; Fungi; Ascomycota; Sordariomycetes; Hypocreales; Nectriaceae
Source: the annotation of a GenBank genome assembly